Messenger RNA from Microtus ochrogaster (prairie vole), 2979 nucleotides. RefSeq names its product RUN and FYVE domain containing 3 (gene Rufy3). Gene Ontology annotation, biological process: regulation of axonogenesis. Gene Ontology annotation, cellular component: dendrite; neuronal cell body; cytoplasm. The record is from RefSeq and is a predicted model, not a curated record. NCBI's taxonomy places the organism in Eukaryota, Metazoa, Chordata, Mammalia, Rodentia, Cricetidae. Gene Ontology annotation, molecular function: metal ion binding.
GCUCUCUCUGAGCAGCUGGUCACAUGAGCCUGAAUUUUCAGUUCAGUUCAUUAGUCAGCCAUUUUGGUCAACACCCUGCUUACUGCACACAGCCAAUCCUGUUAGAACUCAGCAUCCCGGCUCGUCUGAGCCGGUCCUGUAGUGAUUUCUGCUGGUCAAAUUUUUUUCAGAUAGAUUUAAAAUAUAGGUUGAUUUUUUUGUAUUCUUUCUUUUGUAUUUUUUCUGCACAAAGAAGGAGGAUUUUUUUAUUUAUUCAUGCUAAGACCAAUUUUUGAAAACCAGCUUUAUAAGACAGCAUUGGGUGUGUAGGAUUUUAGCCUACAGAUAGCCCUGCUGGAAUAAAGGGAAAGGAAGCUAAAGGAGAGGGCGCUGGGAGAAGACGGACACCAUCUAAUUUUGCUAACUGUUAGGAAUUGCCAGUAAAAAAAGAUAGUGUAGAAUUGUUUACUUUGAGCAGUUUGCUCUACAAGGAAUUUUUUUUCCUUUUUUUUUUUCUCCAACGUCUCCUAUUCCAAUUUCUAAAAGCUUUGUUUUAAGAGCUUGGGAUUUGGUUUUUGUUUUUUUUUGUUUUUUUUUUUGGUUCCGAGGUCUUAUUUAUUUGUGUGUGUGUUGUGUGUGUGUGUUGUGGUCCCAGCUGAGUCAUCAUGUCGGCCCUGACGCCUCCGACUGACAUGCCAACCCCCACCACUGACAAGAUCACACAGGCUGCCAUGGAGACCAUCUACCUUUGCAAAUUCCGAGUGUCAAUGGAUGGAGAAUGGCUCUGCCUGCGAGAGCUGGAUGACAUCUCCCUUACACCUGACCCAGAGCCUACCCAUGAAGAUCCUAAUUAUCUCAUGGCUAACGAACGCAUGAACCUGAUGAACAUGGCAAAGCUGAGUAUCAAGGGCCUGAUUGAAUCCGCUCUGAACCUGGGGCGAACCCUGGACUCGGACUAUGCCCCCCUCCAGCAGUUCUUCGUGGUGAUGGAACACUGCUUGAAGCACGGCUUGAAAGCCAAGAAAACUUUCCUUGGACAAAACAAAUCCUUCUGGGGGCCUCUAGAGCUAGUAGAAAAGCUCGUUCCAGAAGCUGCAGAGAUAACAGCAAGUGUUAAAGAUCUCCCAGGACUUAAGACACCAGUUGGCAGAGGAAGAGCCUGGCUUCGUUUGGCUUUAAUGCAGAAGAAGCUUUCUGAGUAUAUGAAGGCCUUGAUCAAUAAGAAGGAACUUCUCAGUGAGUUCUACGAAGCCAAUGCCCUCAUGAUGGAAGAGGAAGGAGCUAUUAUUGCUGGUCUCCUGGUGGGUCUGAAUGUCAUCGAUGCCAAUUUCUGCAUGAAAGGAGAGGACCUGGACUCUCAGGUUGGAGUUAUAGAUUUUUCGAUGUAUCUCAAAGAUGGAAACAGCAGUAAAGGUAGUGAGGGGGAUGGUCAGAUUACUGCAAUUCUAGACCAGAAGAACUACGUAGAAGAACUCAACAGACAUCUGAAUGCUACUGUAAACAACCUUCAGGCAAAAGUAGAUGCUUUAGAAAAAUCCAACACUAAAUUGACAGAGGAGCUUGCCGUUGCCAACAACAGAAUUAUUACCUUACAAGAAGAAAUGGAACGAGUUAAAGAAGAAAGCUCCUAUCUAUUGGAAUCCAGUCGGAAGGGUCCUAAACAAGACAGAACUGCAGAAGGGCAAGCACUGAGUGAAGCAAGAAAGCAUUUAAAGGAGGAGACACAGUUACGAUUGGACGUGGAGAAGGAACUGGAGCUGCAGAUCAGCAUGAGGCAGGAGAUGGAACUGGCGAUGAAGAUGCUGGAGAAGGAUGUCUGUGAGAAGCAGGAUGCCCUGGUGUCUCUGCGGCAGCAACUGGAUGAUCUCCGGGCUCUCAAGCAUGAGCUUGCCUUCAAGCUGCAGAGUUCAGACCUAGGAGUGAAGCAGAAGAGUGAAUUAAACAGCCGCUUAGAAGAGAAAACUAACCAGAUGGCCGCCACCAUCAGACAGCUGGAGCAGAGAUUGCGCCAGGCUGAGCGAGGCCGCCAAUCUGCUGAGUUGGACAACCGGCUCUUCAAACAGGAAUUCGGAGACAAGAUCAACAGUCUGCAGCUGGAAGUGGAGGCACUCACCAGGCAGCGGACUCAGCUGGAGUUAGAACUGAAGCAAGAAAAGGAGAAGAGGUCACAAAACAGGAGCACCCCAGGAAAGGGGACCCAGAAGCCGGAGCCCCACCCAGAUGGGAAGCGCAGACUUCAAGAGGAAAAUGUUAAACAGAAAAGGCUGGAAGAAAGCCACAGGCUGCUGACUCACUCUGCAGACGAAUGGGGUCAGCCCGAGCUCUCUGGAAAGCCACAGGUGUGCCAGCAUGAUGUCAGCCUGAGGAAGAGCAUGUGUACGAACUGCAGAGGAACCUUCUGUAACGCCUGCAUGGCAGAGGAACUGCCUCUUCCUUCUAGCAUCAAGCCGGAACGAGUGUGUAAUCCCUGUCACAAACAGCUGAUGAAGCAGUAUUCCACCAGCCCAUCCUAAGACUGGAGACCAAGACCCAGGCCAGAGUGUUGAUGCUGGGCCUCUCCCUCCACAUGUUAGAGGCAGGAUGUCCUGGAACCAGUCCUCAGAACCAACCUUAGUUGGUAGCAAAGAUAGAAGUAAACCAGGUCCAUGGGGCAAGGCUGCAAUUGGAGGUGCUCAAACCUUUGCUCAUCUUCUCUAAUGAGUGUAUAAAUAAAAAUUGCUGAGCCUUUCUCAACACCUAAACAAGCCCAUUUUGGAGGGUUUAGAGGCAUAGUCUUUGGGCUUUUUUUUAUAUCUAUGAGGUGAUAAAAGUGGGCUGUAGCUGAGUGGAAAAGCACUGCCUAGCAAGUAUGAGACCCUGACUGCAGCAUCACUGCCAAAAAAGAUGAAGGAAACAUUACAUUUCCAUUCUCAGGGUAACAAGAUGUUGCCAGGCGGUGGUGAUGCACAUCUUUAAUCCCAGCACUCGGGAAGUAGAGGCAGGCAAAUCUCAGUGUUCUAG